Messenger RNA from Vitis riparia (riverbank grape), 627 nucleotides. RefSeq lists its product as uncharacterized. Bases 54 to 302 code for a protein of 82 amino acids. Lineage: Eukaryota; Viridiplantae; Streptophyta; Magnoliopsida; Vitales; Vitaceae. The transcript has a single exon. The record is from RefSeq and is a predicted model, not a curated record.
GAGGGAGAGAGAGAGAGAGCGAGCGAGAAUCUAGAGAGAGAAAGUUGACGGAGAUGGCUUGGGGGUGGUCGAUGUUGCGCUGGCUGGAGCUCGAAUUCACUCCCCCGCUCUCGAUUUUCCGGUGGCCGGAUCUGGUAUCCUCGUACUUCUCUCCGAGGUGGUCCAGUCGCGGGUUCCGGUGGCCGGACCUGGACUUCUCGGUCGUCGACAACGUGCUGUGGAGUCUGGUCACGGCUUUCGAGUCCGUCGCUCUGAUCUCCAUGCUCUGCUUCUUCUUCCUCUUCUGCGGCUGCACUGUCUGAUCUCUCUCCAGGAGUUCUUCUACAACAUUCCGGAAGCUCACAAAUGCCGGAUUCUCGCCGGCCGCCGGCAUCUUAGGCGGAGUGAGCAAUGCUGUAGACCAUGAGGACUGGUAGCUGAGCAUGUGGAGUUGAGCCACGUGGAGUGUGAAGUAAAGUUCCUUAAUAUUUUUUUUUAAUUAUAUAGUAUCGGCCAAUCAGAUCUGGACACUUCACUUCUCGAGGAGUAGUUCACCAAUUUGAUCGCACAAUUUGUAGUUUUUUUGUCUUCUGAUUUUGUAGUUUUUCUAUUGUUCAUCUUGUCUUAGUUGUUUCUAAAUUUCUUUAA